Messenger RNA from Scleropages formosus (Asian bonytongue), 2729 nucleotides. It is a transcript of the gene smtnl1, whose product is annotated as smoothelin-like 1. The record is from RefSeq and is a predicted model, not a curated record. The coding region runs from base 217 to 1788 and encodes 523 amino acids. The transcript has 6 exons. NCBI's taxonomy places the organism in Eukaryota, Metazoa, Chordata, Actinopteri, Osteoglossiformes, Osteoglossidae. Gene Ontology annotation, molecular function: protein binding.
UAAGCCAAGAAAAGGCGAGAGGGACAGCUGAAAGUGUCCAACCAGUUCGGCACAAAGCCUCAAGACUCUCCUGGCUGCAGCAGAAGAUCAUGUAGUUUUGUAUACACACGGCAGCUGAGCGAACGUUACCUUCAUGAAUAAUGUAGUGCAGGACACACUCCUGAAGGGCAUGUCGAGCUGGAAAAGGAUCGCGACCCAGCAGAAGGACACGGCGAGAUGGGUGACAUCUCACCAUGCAGAGAGGACCCGGAACACACCUCAGCAGCCGUUCAGAUGGAUGAAAACAAUGAGAAGAUAGAAGAUGACAGGGUGUUGGAACCAGGUGAGGACAACAGUCCUACCCAGAAAGGACUGGGGGACACUGAGGAAAGCAGGAGGGAAGCUGAUGAGGGAGCGGCCGGGGAGGACGGAGAGACCGGGUCUCCUGCGGAGUCCUCUGAGGAGACAAAAGCAUCUGAGAAAGAAGGAACGGCUUCUGGGGACGUAGAGGAAGCUGCCACAAUCAACCGGGAAGAGGCGGUGCAGGAUGGAGGGAAAGAGGGGGGAGAAGAGAAUACCAAGCAGGACGAAGGGGCAGCAAAGGAUGGACAAGCGGAGCACGAGAACAGCGAGGAGGACAAGACAGCAGAGGUGGAAGCAGAGAAGGAAUUGGGGGAGAGCAGGAAGGGUGGAGAAGAUGAGGAGAGAGUGGUAAAAACAGAGAAAGAGAAAAGGGCUCCGGAGGAAGGAGCCUUGAAGAAAGGUGCGGAGAAGAGGGAAGAAGGGAAGACUGAAACGGAGGGCGGGAAGAAGGAAAGUGACAAACCGGGGAAGAAAGGGGCGAAGACGCGGAAAGAGAACGAGAAGGAGAAGGAGGCCGAAGGGAAACCUGAGAAAGCCAAGGAAGAAGGAAAAGCAAAGGGGAAAACAAAAAGAAAGGCAGGCGCAGCUCCAGCCACUUCCUCUCCAUCUGCUCCCCUGUCCCUGUCCCGUCCCCGCGGUUCCGCACCCACGGGGCGAGGAAGCACAAAAAGGGACAUAAUGGCCAAGUUCGAGCAGAACGCCCCGCAGACGCCGGUCGUUCGCAACUACAAGCUGCAGAAAUCCCCGGCGAGCGGCGCCAUCGGGGGGUCCAUCAAGCAGAAGGUGCUCCAGUGGUGUCGCAACAAGACCCGCAACUAUGAGGGUGUGUGCAUUGAGGAUUUCUCCUCCUCCUGGUCCGAUGGGCUCGCCUUCUGUGCUCUCGUCCACCGCUUCUUCCCCGAUGCCUUCGAUUUCUCAGCCCUGCGUGCAGAGGAGAGGGAGAAGAAUUUCACUUUGGCCUUCAGCACCGCAGAGUUGAAGGCUGACUGCUGCCCUUUGCUGGAGGUGGAAGACAUGAUCCUCAUGGGGAACAAGCCAGACCCCCUGUGCGUCUUCACUUAUGUGCAGUCACUGUGCCAGCACCUGUCCAAAAUCGAGAAGGAGAGGAAGGAGCGGAAGGAGAACAGCGGCGACGGACAAGGGCAGAGCAGGCCUGCAACCGAGGGGGAGGCGAAUGGAGAGAAGGGAAGCGGUGCUGACAAAACUGAGGGUGACGGCAGUGCCGUAGGAGAGGGGGGGGUGCCGGCUGGGAGCGGAGUGCAGGAGGCCGGGGAGGAGAGUUUAGCAGAGGCAGAAGUGGACGUUGAAAGUGCACGAAAGAAGGCAGAAGGAGAAGGAGGGCAGCUGGGCCAAGCUGAGCUGUCACAAGGGGAAGGAGACGCAGAGGGACGGCUGCAUGGAGAGGACGGGGGGACGGUGGCGGAACCUGCAACGGCAGCUGUUUAAGAGAAGCACAAAUGCCAGAAUAGAAAAGGCAGCAGGUGGCCGAAGAAAGACGGAAGCUUCUCGCACAGGAAGGCGGAGGAGAAAGAAAAGGGUUAUGUAAGCAACACCAUUAGCGGAGUUGGUUUGAGGUGUAGGGUAGGAGGUGUCUGAAAGCACCGCUGCAGGUGGAAAACAGGACUGAACAAUCAUUUAAUAACUGAUGUGCUACAGGAUGCUGCACUGCCAGUCAUCACUGAGGAUGGAUGGAGAAGAAGGCGACUUUUUCUCCGAAAACGAGCGGCUUUAGUGCUUGAUUUCGUAACACGGUUAAAAUAGGGUACGCAGCAUGAAUACGAUACCAAUACAGAAAUUUAUCUUAAACGCAAAUGAGGCAAGAACGAGGAAAAAGUUUUUUAAAUGUGAGAAAACUCAAAAAGUGUCAUGUUGCUCAGUGUGGUGUUUGUGAACUGAUUUUUGUGAAGUGUAGAAUAGAGUUGUGCAUUCUUUAUAACAAAAAACAAAAUAGAUGGUAUAAAAUAGCAUAUAUAUUGCCUAAUAUCCAGUGUAUGGCAUAUUAAUUAAAUAAUUUACACAAACACUUUGUAAAAAAAAUUCUCUGCCAGCUGUUUCACCACAAAACUCGCACCUUAACAUUUUUACUACUAUAUUUAAUGGAGGGGUAAAUUCUGUUUUAAUUACAGACUGAUUUAGCUUGAUUGUAAAAUAAUGCCAACACAAGUUUAAGACCCCUAAAGCAUAUCAACAAGGUCUUUUUUUUUUAAAUCUGAAAAACCAUGUUCUACCUCAGUUAUACAAAAGAGUCUGAACAUUUGGUAAAAAUAACUAAGAAAGUUGACUAUUAUCACUACAACCAAAUUGGCACCUGUAGGGUAAACCGCAUUUGAAAUUUUGUGCACUGAAUACAGUAUGUUUUAUAAAUUCAUCAUCUUUUGAUACUGAAC